UGCCUCUGACGCAAGUUUUUAGCGCCGAAGUUGCCGGAACCGUUCCUGGGCGCGCCGACGGAGGAGGCGGGAUGUGAAGAUGUCCUCUGCAGCCCAGUGUUUGAUCCGCUGUAGGAGACUAAGCACCGCUGGCCCCAGAGUUGGCAAGAUGUUGCUGUGGAAGGACAUCAGAACAAUUGCGAAGGUUACAGGGGCUAUUGUUCUUGGAGGUGGUGUUUUCAUCACUUACGAGGUAGUCGCCUUAAACAAAGCGUUCUCCAUCAACACCCAGGCCAUUCUUCAGGAGAAGCAUAAGUCAUACAUCUACCUGAGUACGGCGCACCUGAAGGACCAGGAUGGCUUUGGCCCAGGUCUCACAUACAAGGCAAGAAAAGAACUUCACAAAGCGGUGAGAAGAAUUAUUGAAAUUUCGUCAAAAGUCCUUCUUCGGCCCCUGGAUGAGCAUCUGAGCCAUCUAGAUGCAGACCCCCAUGAAUGUGCCCUCUGGGUGCUGCUGAAGAGGGCAGGGUCUGCCGACAGGAACGUCAGGCAGAAAGCUGUCCGCGAUCUGGCUGAGAACCACCACUGGCAUGAGUACCAGUACCGCACAGCAGCCCAGGCGGUGGAUCAGCGCACCAGCAUCGCUUUGGCACGGACACCGAAUGUGGAUCUACGUUUCUUCUUACCUCCACCUGCACUGCCCGCGGUGGAAGAUGGCUUCUCGGUGGAAGACGGCCUGCGGUGUUUGCUGGCUUCCCUGCCCCAGUCGGAGGUGGAUCAGUGUGUGCAAUACUUCACCUCGCUGGCACUGCGGGAGAGCAGUCAGUCACUCGCAGCACAGAGGGGUGGCCUGUGGUGCUUCGGAGGGAAUGGUCUGCCCUACGCCCAGAGCCUGACCUCUGUACCCGCAGAGAAGGUGGAGUCCUUCUGCCUGGAUGCCCUGGUGCAACACUCCAAGGUCCCGAGUCACUGCGAGAAAAUCGUGUCCAACGGGGGCCUGCAGCUUCUACGGAGGGUCUACCAGCUCCGCUGGGACUCGCAGAAGAUCCAGAGGAAUGUAGUGCGGAUCAUUGGGAACCUUGCGCUGAACGAAAACUUGCACACAGCCAUCAUGCAGUCAGGCUGGGUGUCCAUACUGGCAGAGAUGCUCCAGUUUCCACUUGUCAUGCAGGCUUCCCAUGCUGCUCGAGCUCUAGCCAACUUGGAUCGGGACGCUGUGUCCGAGAAGUAUCAGGAUGGUGUGUACGUGCUGCACCCACAGGGUCGCUCCAGUCAGCCCAUUAAGGCUGACAUCCUCUUCAUACAUGGCUUACUGGGGGCUGCUUUCAAGACAUGGAGACAGAGGGACCGGGAUCAUACAGAAGAAGGACAUGCGACCAAGGAUAGGGAGAACUACGCCGAGUGCUGGCCCAAGUCGUGGCUGGCUGCGGACUGUCCGAACCUGAGGGUCCUGUCCAUAGAGUACGACACCCACCUGAGUGACUGGAGAGCCAAGUGUCCUGCAGAGAACCAAAGGAAGUCUCUGGCCUACAGGAGCCAGGAGAUGCUGGAAAAGCUGAAGGUGGCAGGUGUGGGGGACAAACCAGUGGUGUGGGUGGCCCACAGCAUGGGAGGUUUACUGGUUAAAAAGAUGCUCCUGGAUGCAUGGAAGGACCCUGCCCUGCAGCCGCUUGUGAAAAACACAAAGGGUAUCAUGUUCUACAGUGUUCCUCACCGAGGGACGUUCAUGGCUGAGUACUCGCUCAACGUGAGAUACCUCCUCUUCCCCUCCAUAGAGGUUAAAGAGCUCUGCAGAGAUUCGCCAGCUCUGCGCGAGCUGAACGAGAACUUCCUCAGCAUGGUCCGAGAGCAUGAGUUUAAGGUGUUGAGCUUCACUGAGAUGCUGCCCACAUCCGUCGGGCCAAUGAUCAAACUGCAUGUGGUUCCAGCGCAAUCCGCAGAUCUGGGAAUUGGUGACCUCAUUCAGGUGGAUGUAGAUCAUCUCAAUAUCUGCAAACCUGAGAAUAAAGAUUCAUUCCUUUACAAGCGAAGCUUACAGUUCAUCAGGGAUGCGAUGGGAGGCCAUGUUGUCCACUGAUCCACAGUCAUCUAGUGUUGUUGGCCUUUCUCGUCCUUCGUGCUCACCGUCAUGUGUAGUGUGGACUACUCUAUCUUACAAUACCUUUGUUUUAGAAGAACAAUCUACAUGUGGGACAUGGACUUCAAAACUACGUUCUAUGAAUUGAUGAAAGUCUUGUCCAGAGCACAUUGGUGUUCACCUGCUUGUACCAAAAUAGUGGGAGAAUUUUGCACUUACUUCCAGUAUGUGUAACAAUAUGACUUGCGAUGAGGAGAUUUUCAGAUUUUCCAGGGUGAUCUGAGACUGAACUUAAUCACAGAAUAGUGUUUGGGAAAUACAUUUAAAGUAUAUUGUUUAAAACAGUUACACACAGAGCUACCAGCAAACGUGUUUUAUUGCACAAUGCAAAUUUUAUCAAGUAUAUGUACAAGAGACUCUGGGGGGGGGAACAAACCCUGUUUUAAAUUGUUUGCCUUGCUUGAUUCUUUAUUGUCCACCUGUGGUAUUUAUUAAAUGUCUGAAACAUUAUUAGCUCAUGCCUUCCUCUAAGGAGACUCCCAAUGGCACUGAUAAACAUGUUCUGAGUCAAACUGGAAGAGGUACAAAUCAGUAACAUGUCAGGUCUAUUUUAAAUACAUAUUUAUUAAUGUUUUGUUUAUUUAACUUACUAACAUGUUAUUACCACCACUAAAUUGAGUUCCUUCCCCUUUAAAACAACUGUCUGAGUACAAACCGAUGUUAACAGUAAUUUUCA
Messenger RNA from Scleropages formosus (Asian bonytongue), 2792 nucleotides. It is a transcript of the gene serac1, whose product is annotated as serine active site containing 1. NCBI's taxonomy places the organism in Eukaryota, Metazoa, Chordata, Actinopteri, Osteoglossiformes, Osteoglossidae. The transcript has 17 exons. The record is from RefSeq and is a predicted model, not a curated record. The coding region runs from base 80 to 2056 and encodes 658 amino acids.